UUCUUGUUUUCAUGUCAGUUUUGUGUUGUGCGUAGUUGUGGUUCCGUUUCUGAUGGCUUAAUUAAUUUUAUUAUUAUUUUAUUUUUAUAUUCCGGUUAAAUAUUUCGGUUUGAGCUUGACCCAAGAUGGCAUUGCUACCCCCUGACCCAGUUUAUACAAUCCGAAAUGUCGAUAACGUGCCGGUUUACUCUUUGGCGUUUAACUUUCUACCCGGCGGUCUCGAGAGGUUACUAGCCGGUUCAAAGAAUGGAUAUGUUUAUGCAUACAACCUUCAGACAAAUCGAGUUCAGCAAAAAAUCCAAGUCGGUCAAGCUCCCAUUCUUCAUCUUUUACACACUGACGAUCAGUUAAUUACCCAGGAAAAGGGUGGAAAAUAUAAAAUUUUUAAUUUAACAAACACUGGUUAUAAAGUAGCAUACAAUAUUGACAUUGACUAUCCUGGUUUUUGUCGUUUUGAAGCCAACACAAAACUCAAAGUGCUAUAUGUACCUGAUAUGGAAUCCAAAAUAAACAUCUAUAAUUUUUCUGGUGAAAAGAUUGGAUAUUUGAAGCCAGAAACACAAGAGCCAAAGCUUGGAGAUCCAAUGUGCAUGAAGUAUAUAGAAUUAGCCUCUGAUAAAGCUCACCUACUAGUGGGUUAUGAAGCUGGAUGGCUUCUUCUGUGGGAUCUCAACACUAGUCAGUGCAUUGGUAAACUUCAAACAAAAGAAUGUCCGAUGUCAGUGGAUUUCUAUAUGGAACAACAAAGGGGCAUAAUCGGAAAUGCCUCUGAUGUGAUACAAGUAUUUAGCAUAGGAAGAAAAGACUUAAGCUUGGCCCACGGUACAGACAUAACAAUAAAAAAUCCCGGAAUUAAUAAAGUACAGUCCCGUUUGGAUGGAAAAGUUUUUGUUUCUGGUGGCUGGGAUGGCCAUAUUAGAAUCUUUUCUUGGUUUUCUCUUCGGCAACUUGUUGUGCUCACUGAACAUAAGCGAGCCAUACAGGAUGUUGCAUUCUCCAAUCAAAAAGUAUCAAUGUGGAAUGCAAACAUAAUGGCAGCUGGAGGACUUGAUGGAGUUAUAACCCUCUGGGAUUUAUACAACAAUAAAAAUAAUAAGUAAUAAACGCAGCUUCAGCUUUAAAACAUUUCUCUAAUUAGAAUUGUAGCAACUGACGAACCAAGUUGAAUGAUUGAUAAUAUAAAAUAAUUGUUCUGUUUUCAUAGCUUCACUACAACCUAGCUGCCUGCAUUGUUAUUUUACUAUGUCAAUCAUCAAAUUGAGAUUUAUAAUUAUUCAGCUGCAUAUAAUCUCCCGCAUUAUUUUCAUUUUUAAUUUUAUUAAAAUGUGUUGAUUUAAAAACCUCAUUUGAAUAUUACUCCUUUAUAACAUUUGUAUUGAAUUGGAUCUCAUUUAUAAUUAUUAUUGCAGAUAAAAUUAAUAAAAAAAUUAAGUACAAUAAUUUGAAUUUGACAUUGUGGCCAAGCUGGUAGAUUAAGUUUAAUCUUGUUACAAUAAACCACAAAUACUGAUGCCUAUUUUCUGGAAUUUUAUUGAGUACUGUUUCCAUUUUAAUUAUUAAAGGUAUUUGAUGAACUUAAAA
Molecule: messenger RNA, 1581 nt
Organism: Colias croceus (clouded yellow)
Lineage: Eukaryota; Metazoa; Arthropoda; Insecta; Lepidoptera; Pieridae
Product: guanine nucleotide-binding protein subunit beta-like protein 1
Exons: 2
Coding region: 126-1100 (324 amino acids)
Molecular function (GO): protein binding
Source: RefSeq, a predicted model, not a curated record